Pocillopora verrucosa is the source of this 1123-nucleotide messenger RNA. Lineage: Eukaryota; Metazoa; Cnidaria; Anthozoa; Scleractinia; Pocilloporidae. The record is from RefSeq and is a predicted model, not a curated record.
AUGCAUUGCGAGCAGCUCUGAAUAACUUUAUGAAAGAAACUGAUACUUCAGGAAUCAUCAUUCGCAGCCAAACACCUUGAGAACGUCAAGUCACCAACCGUGUUUACAGGGAACUUUUUCUAUGCGCAUUACAGUCUCACUUGGACUCACGCAGACACCAUGAUACUCACUUCGCACUUGUUCAAAGCGUUGAUAGUUUGUGUUCCGUUCGUUCUUGUUAUUCGCGAUGCAAGGAAUGUCUUUGGAUCAGCCCCUGACAUUUGCCCCCCUGGAUGGAUGCAUUGGAAUAACACGUGUUACUACUUUGCUUUAUUUUGAAUCAAGCCGGGUCGCAUGGCAAGACGCUCGACAGGCAUGUCAGAGAAUCCGUGGAGGAGACCUUGUCAGCAUUCACAGUGCUGCAGAGAACGACUGUAUAGAACACCAUAUCUCAGGUCCUUGUUGGAUUGGACUUAAUGACCUCAGGACAGAAGGCAAUUUCCAAUGGUCGAAUGGGUCAUCAUCUGUUUACAAAAGCUAUAGCAACAACGAACCAAAUGAUUUCCAUGGCCAAGAGGACUGUGUGGAAAUAAGGUCGUGGUUAGCAGACACCAUCAUACCAGAUUUAAAUGUGAAUCCUUCGGAACCUAAACCAAGCCCACCCAAAGAGAUAGUUAAGUUCGGUACAUGAAAGGUUUGAGAUGGGCCAAGGCGAUUGUUUUUUGUCUUUGCUGUGUCUAAGCCCUCGGACGAUGUGAGGAUGGCUGGAUGAACUAUGAAAAGAGCUGUUACCGCAGCUUGUCAGAUCCUCUUCUUUCUUGGAAGAAAGCAAGGGAUGUUUGUCGAAAAGGAAAUAACACCAGUACGCAUGGAGACCUUGUUACAGUGAAUAAUCGGCGAGAACAGGCAUUCUUGAAUACUAUCGUUCGAGAAAACAGCACUUAUUUUUGGAUUGGCCUUUAUGGCUUGAUAUGGGAGGAUACAUUCCUUCGGACAGAUAAUAGUCAUCGUAGAUACACCAACUGGAAUGUCAAUGAACCCUCAAAACAUAACCAGUCCAUGGAAUGCGUACUCAUGAAUCCUCAUAAAGAUGAAGGAAGAUGGAGGACUGCGUCAUGUAGUCAGAGGAACGGGUUUAUCUGUG